Elaeis guineensis (African oil palm) is the source of this 645-nucleotide messenger RNA. Lineage: Eukaryota; Viridiplantae; Streptophyta; Magnoliopsida; Arecales; Arecaceae. The record is from RefSeq and is a predicted model, not a curated record.
UUUGCUACUUUUAGAUGGAUAUCUGUGGAUUUCUAUCCUGGUAUUAGGAGCGAUGCUUGUUUUCCAUAAACUAUCUUUAUGCAUUACAUGGUUUUUGGACUGUCUAGGUUUAGAUUUAUGGUUUCCUGAUAUGACCCUGGGAAAACUCUGAUUGGUGGUGUUCUUUGAUGGUUCGGAAGAGUUAAAUUGGGGUUUAGUUGUGAUGGAACUAUUGUAUUUGACACCAUGCAGAGCUGGAGCUAUGUAACUACUACUGCUCUAUGUUAUGUCCAAUUGUGUCCAAUCAACUACACUAGGUGGAAUGAUAUGCUUCCUUUGUAUAAAGUUGAGCUAUUACGGUUUGUACAGACUAAGUUUGUGAUCCCUCCAGAGAGCCAUGAUUGGAUAAUAAAAUCCCUGAAUCGUAAAUGGAAAGACUAUAAGGCCAAGUUAAAGAGGGAUUAUAAGAAGAAGGGUAUAACAGAGGAGGAGGUUGCUCGUACCUGUCCUCUCGAUGUGUACCCUCAUCAAUGGAUUGAGCUUGUACACUACUGGUUUUCGGAGAGAGGACAGACAUACUCUAAUAUUGGCAGAGCUGCACGAUCAUCUCAGUUGGUGCCUCACACAUCAGGUUCUAAGAGUUAUGCGAGGCUCAGAGCCGAAUUU